This is a messenger RNA of Dreissena polymorpha, 698 nucleotides long. RefSeq names its product lachesin-like. The record is from RefSeq and is a predicted model, not a curated record. Gene Ontology annotation, biological process: synapse organization. The transcript has 4 exons. NCBI's taxonomy places the organism in Eukaryota, Metazoa, Mollusca, Bivalvia, Myida, Dreissenidae. Bases 1 to 588 code for a protein of 195 amino acids. Gene Ontology annotation, cellular component: neuron projection membrane.
AUGACGUCUUUCGUCACGAGGUGGCAGAUUGGGGCCAUCUUGCUUAUGAACGCGGCAGUCGUAGUUGCAGAAUUUCCAGCUUCCGGUUACAACGUCAGACCGGAAACGCCUGCGCCCGACUUCCUGUCGAGUCCCUUGAAUGUCACUUUCCGGCGCGGGGAGCUGGCGGUACUGAGAUGCAGCGUGUACAAGCUUGGAACCAAAACGGUCGUUUGGAGGCGACAUGAACAUUCUUUUCCACUGACAUCCGGUACGAUGACCGUUGUUGCGGACGACCGGAUACAGAUUGGUCACGUAGACUUUAAGAACCAAUGGGAUCUAAUGAUUAAAAAUGUGCAACCUGAAGACGAGGGCGUGUAUGAGUGCCAGGUGGCAUCAACCAAUAGGAAUAUACGGAGACUGGUCUCACUUACUGUAAUUGAUUCCAAAGCGGAAGCCAUGGAAAUCACCAUCAGCGGAGAACAGUACGUGGAACGCGGGGAACCAGACACGUUACACUGUAACGUGACAGGGCAACAUUAUACACCGGACGAGAUAGACUGGUUCCGAAACGGUGAAAAAGUGACGUCGGAAAACAUAGGGGUGUAAGACUGUUAAAGCAACUAUCAAUUGCUCAUAAAACGUUUACUAGUAUUUUGAGCAUAGAUAAAGCGACCAUGGAAGACAGUGGUGUGUAUGUUUGUAGGUCGUCCAAUAUG